AUGGAUGCUAUUCUGAAUCGACGACCUCCAACUACCUGGGAACAAUUUGCGUCGUCUCCUCUGCUCUUCCUCGCUCGACUGCUUCACACUCGCCUUCCACCCUCGCAGCCCGAAUGUCUUGACAAAAUCCGCGUUGUCUGUAUCUCAGACACCCACAACUCUCACCACCUGCAGCCAUCUCUACCAGAUGGCGACAUCCUUAUCCACGCUGGGGACCUGACCAACUCUGGAACAAAACAGGAACUCGACGACGUCUUAGCGUGGCUCGAAUCUCAACCUCAUCCUCACAAAUUCUUCAUAGCAGGAAACCACGAUACCUGCCUUGCCGAUCCAGACAUUUCGCAACACAUCUCGUCGACGUACCCUAGCCUCGCUUACCUCCAGGAGGCAUCCGCCCUCAUCACGAUACGUGGCCGCAGCUUACGCGUAUAUGGCAGUCCCUACACGCCCAAACACGGGUCCUGGCAGUUCCAGUACCCUCGUGUUCCUCCAAACCUUUAUUCUCCUUCUGAGAAUCCCCGAUCCGAGGCCACCAACAUCUGGUCUCGUGUCCCUCCCCUCACCGACAUUUUGGUCACUCAUGGCCCUCCGUUUGGACACCUGGACCUCGGCAAGAUGGGUUGUUAUUCCCUCUUAGCAACUUUAUGGCGUGUUAGGCCCAAAUUGCACGUCUUUGGACACAUCCAUGCCGGGAGAGGCAUCGAAUGUGUCCGUUGGGAUGCGGCGAACGCCGCUUACGAAGAAAUCUGUGCUAGGAGAGUGGGAUGGAUUGGUUUGCUUCGAUUGGCUUGGUGGAAGGCGAUUAGGUGGUUCAGGAGAUGGUCUUCCGGGGAUGACGUAGUGACCGUUAUGGUCAAUGCUGCCUCAGUUGGGGGUCUCAAGAAUGAGCACAGAAAGGGGGCUUUCGCAAUCGACAUAUAG
Coprinopsis cinerea okayama7#130 is the source of this 921-nucleotide messenger RNA. RefSeq names its product metallophosphoesterase domain-containing protein 1. The transcript has a single exon. Lineage: Eukaryota; Fungi; Basidiomycota; Agaricomycetes; Agaricales; Psathyrellaceae. Bases 1 to 921 code for a protein of 306 amino acids. The record is from RefSeq and is a predicted model, not a curated record. Gene Ontology annotation, molecular function: hydrolase activity.